Pieris macdunnoughi is the source of this 1116-nucleotide messenger RNA. Lineage: Eukaryota; Metazoa; Arthropoda; Insecta; Lepidoptera; Pieridae. The record is from the annotation of a GenBank genome assembly.
AUGACACUCAUAUGUAAAACAUAUGUGAUUAUGUUCACGUGUUUUUUAGUGAAAUAUAGCGUCCAGACUUUUGGAUUUGCACAGUAUUACAUAAGUAGCAGUGUUCCGAAUGAACUAAUUACCCUGGUUCCUAAUAAUUACGAGAAGUAUUGUUUAUCUACGGAUUAUAAAUGGAAGCCAUGCCCGAAAUACAGUACAUCCAGUAACGACAACACUCCAAUAGAAUUAUAUAGUGAUGAGAUUCCGCUGCCAAUACUCAAUUAUCGUAAAGGCACUGAACUGAUAUCUUCCAGGAACAAAGAAAAUGAGUUAAGUUCAAGUUUCAGUCGGCUAGGAACUGACCCAAAGGAAGACCUAAUAAAUGAAUUUAUAGAUUCAUUGGAUCAACUUGAAAAGAAAUUCUACGCCACAACUUACGCAACUUUGCAAGCAAUAAGCCCUUCCGAGUAUGUAAACGGGAUCAGUUUUACACUUUCUGGAUUAUUUUUACAAAUGGCACUAGUUGCUCUUUCGACAGAAGUGGAUCAUGAAACUAGAAGAGAAUUAGAUGAGUGCACUGGCUUUUAUGUACCAGAACAGGCUAAAAUAGAAGUACUGAAAAAUAUAAUAUCAUGGCUACCUACAUCAAGUGAUCGUCUUAAAUUUCGUUACAAAACAAGAUUAGUAGUCAAACAAGGUAUUUAUGUAAGUGAAAAAUUCCUCCGAGGUGCUGCAGCAGCAGGGCGUAUCAAAGUAGAACAUUUAAAUGAUACACAAACUCCUGAAAAACUAACAGCCACUCUUAAUCACAUGGUUGAAAUUGAUUCAGGUGGGGCUUUGCGUAAUACAUUUGAGGAAGACGAAUUGUCUAAAGGCGUUUGUGCUGUUUUGAUGUCAACGGUUUACUUGCGAGCUCGGUGGAGAUCACCGCCCACUCUUUUAAAUGGAACGUUUCCAUUUUACGAAGACGAAAGAGCCCCCGAAAGAAACGCUCGGAUGAUUCGCAUCAAUGAUAUCAUGGGAUAUGCUGAUCUUCCAGAAUGGGAUGCUGAAGUGAGUUUAGUUAAACACACUGUUAAUAGUAAUUUGAUUUAUAUGUUCUGCGAGAUGUGCAUUUUAUUAAGCAACAAAUGUUAA